Molecule: messenger RNA, 924 nt
Organism: Carlito syrichta (Philippine tarsier)
Lineage: Eukaryota; Metazoa; Chordata; Mammalia; Primates; Tarsiidae
Product: cytochrome c oxidase assembly protein COX11, mitochondrial
Exons: 4
Coding region: 2-823 (273 amino acids)
Cellular component (GO): mitochondrial inner membrane
Molecular function (GO): copper ion binding
Source: RefSeq, a predicted model, not a curated record
UAUGGGAGGGCUCUGGUGUCCGGGGUGGAGGCACGUCGCUUUCUGUGGCUGGCGUUGGAUCCCCUCUGGGUCUCCGGUCAGGCUUGCGGAGGGGAUAGAGCCGUUUCUUAGGCCGGGAUGGAGUGGGACGGAAGGUGUCGAGAGGGGGCUGGGGACAUGGACGCGCCGGAGCGUCGGAGCCCGGGCCUCGCCCGUGCCGCCACCGCGGCGGCCGAGAAGCUCGAACCCGUUCACGCGCGCGCAGCAGGAGGAUUGGCGGCGGCGGAACAAGACGGUGCUCACUUACGUGGCGGCGGCCGCCGUGGGCAUGCUGGGCGCGUCCUACGCCGCGGUUCCCCUGUAUCGGCUCUACUGCCAGACGACUGGACUUGGAGGAUCAGCAGUUGCAGGUCAUGCAUCAGAUCAGAUUGAAAAUAUGGUGCCUGUUAAGGAUCGAAUCAUUAAAGUUACGUUUAAUGCAGAUGUGCAUGCAAGUCUCCAGUGGAACUUUAGACCUCAGCAAACAGAAAUAUAUGUGGUGCCAGGAGAGACUGCACUGGCAUUUUAUAAAGCUAAGAAUCCUACUGACAAACCAGUAAUCGGAAUUUCUACAUAUAAUGUCAUUCCAUUUGAAGCUGGACAAUAUUUCAAUAAAAUACAGUGCUUCUGUUUUGAAGAACAAAGGCUUAAUCCCCAAGAGGAAGUAGACAUGCCAGUGUUUUUCUACAUUGAUCCUGAAUUUGCUGAAGAUCCAAGAAUGGUGAAUGUUGAUCUCAUCACUCUUUCUUACACAUUUUUUGAAGCAAAGGACGGACACAAGUUGCCAGUACCUGGUUAUAAUUGAAAUCACAACUAAGUUCUUCUAAUUUGUGAUUUUUGAAAAAUCAUGUACCCACUUCUCAGAGGUGAAAUAACUCUGAAAAUGUGAAGCCUUCUAUUUUAAAU